Molecule: messenger RNA, 1848 nt
Organism: Bubalus bubalis (water buffalo)
Lineage: Eukaryota; Metazoa; Chordata; Mammalia; Artiodactyla; Bovidae
Product: spermatogenesis-associated serine-rich protein 2-like
Exons: 2
Cellular component (GO): cytoplasm
Molecular function (GO): protein binding
Source: RefSeq, a predicted model, not a curated record
AUGAGAGAAGAAAAGGAGAUCGCUGGCUAUCUUCGGUCACCUCCUUUUAAAUCAAAGAUAACUACAGUCAGAACCAAGACAAGGCAAAAUAAUACUUUUCUUCCGCAUUUUUUGAGAUUAAAGAAACCUGAAAUAUCUAGGAAACAAAACCAGAAGGAUUCAUCAGGAUUCAUUUUUGAUUUGCAGUCCAGUACUGUGCUGGCCCAAGGAGGAGCUUUUGAAAACAUGAAAGAAAAGAUAAAUGCAGUGCGUGCAAUAGUUCCCAAUAAGAGUAACAAUGAAAUGAUCCUGCUUUUGCAGCACUUUGAUAAUUGUGUGGACAAAACAGUACAAGCGUUCAUGGAAGGUAGUGCCAGUGGAGUACUCAAAGAAUGGACAGUAACAGGCAAGAAAAAGAACAAAAAGAAGAAAAGCAAGCCAAAACCUGCAGCAGAACCAAGGAACAGUAUCCCAGAUUCCAAUAAAUCGGUUUCCAUUCAAGAGGAACAACCUGCACCCCUCUCAGAGAAAGGUGGUAUUAAUGGUUAUCAUGUCAGCGAUGCCAUCAACGAUACUGAGUCUGUGGACUCACUCAGUGAAGGUAUGGAGACACUUUCAACAGAAGCCAGAGAACUGGAGAAUCCUGAGUCUGACACAUCAGAAGUGCUGGAUAGAACAGGAUCCAUGCUGGAGAAUGGUGUCUCUGAUUUUGAGGCCAGAUCUUUGACUAUGCACUCUACUCAGAAUUCUCAACAAAAUAGGAACGUUGCCAAGUCUCUCUCAAGAACUACUGUAGGACCUCAGCUUUCAAAUCUAGGCAUGGAAGAUGUUCCCCUCUCUUUCACCAACAAAAAGCUUGGUUCUAACAUUGAAAAAUCUGUGAAAGACCUCCAGCGCUGCACAGUGUCUCUUGCACGAUAUCAAGUUCUAGUUAAAGAAGAGGUGGAUGCUUCUAUUAAGAAAAUGAAACAAGCUUUUGCCGAAUUGCAGAGCUGUUCAAUGGAUCGGGAAGUGGCGUUGCUCGCUGAAAUGGACAAAGUGAAAUCUGAAGCAACUGAAAUUUUGCUUAGCUGUCAAAAGAAAGCCAAACUUCUAAAGAAAAUGACUGAUGUGCCUGUUCGGAUGUCAGAAGAGCAGUUGGUCGAGCUCAGAGCUGAUAUCAAGAACUUUGUUAGUGAACGUAAAUAUGAUGAGGAUCUGGGACGAGUGGCCCAAUUCACCUGUGACAUAGAGACCCUGAAGAAGAACAUUGAUUCAUUUGGACAAGUAUCCCAUCCAAAGAAUAGCUAGUCAACGCGAUCUCAAUGUAGCUUGGUUACAUCUAUGUCUUUGAGUAACCCAUGUGAUGCCUCUGCUCCCAGCCUUACAAGUGCUAACAAGAAAACCUCGGCACUGGGGGCGACGCCUACAACCACAGCAAGCUCCAGUGGCUGAUCCUACCAGGCUCAUCGAGAGCUAUUGCCAGGAAACAGACGAGCCCAAGGCUACAGGCCACAAGGCCCAAAGUCCAGUGACCCCACGAACCAAGGGCAACAUGACAGAGUGGGUCGUUACAGAAAUAGCUCAUGGUAUUCAUCUGCUUCCAGGUACCAGAGUGCUCCACCCCAGGCACCAGGAAACACUAGUGAACGGGGCCAGGCUCACGCUGCAGGGACCAAUGGGACUGGAGCCAGCAUGGAGCCCAGCCCACCCAAGCCCUCAUUCAUUAAGGGGCUCCCCCAGCACAAACCUAGGACCUCUCAGCCUGACGUUGUGAAUUCCUGAGGAAAAUUCCAGCCGGUCUCUCUUCUUUCCCACACAAUUCAACUUGGUAACUGGACUUUAGGAAACUUCUAGUUAGAUUUAAUAACAAAAAGAAGUUUAUGCAUA